AUGGGAAGCAUACACACAGUGCUCUGUAAAAAUGUCGGGCAACGCGAUCCAAGAUUUAUACGAGGCACGUACACUGUUACUGUGGUGGACACUAGCACAGUGACGUCCGUGGUACCUUCUUCUUGCGUGCAAGUGGACGCUACCCUUCCUCCCUGUAGAAGCGUCAGGUUUUUGUACUUCCCGAAGGUGGGGCAAGAUACUAAUGAGACCCCAAUAAAUGACACUCAACUAGCACCCGAAUCGAAAUCUGAUCCCAUACAGAGCACUCCCCUCGGCUGGGGGGAAUAUCUCGGUAUCUAUGCUCCUACAGUGACUGUGGUGCGUACCGAACUAGUGACAACCGUGGUAACCGAUCCAAGAGUUGUACUGACUUAUUCCGUAAAGGGAUGUAGGCCCUUGCAGCUUCCCGAAAACCUAGAAAGAUGCUCCGUUGAAGAUUCUGUAUCCAUCAGUCACGUACUACCAACGUCGACGGUGGUUCCAAGUGCUACAGUUCCCGUCAGCAUUCCCGAAAACAGCAGGGUCAUCAAUGUGACAGAAGGUACUUCCUUCCCCGUAUCAGAUAUUAACGAUAAUCAAUUAAAUAACAACCUGGAGUCGAGCAGUGGGGAUCCUGAAGACGUUAAUAGCGACAGGCAGCCCAGAGCUACAGACCCUUUACCAUUUUAG
Messenger RNA from Anoplophora glabripennis (Asian longhorned beetle), 669 nucleotides. RefSeq lists its product as uncharacterized. The record is from RefSeq and is a predicted model, not a curated record. The coding region runs from base 1 to 669 and encodes 222 amino acids. The transcript is spliced from 4 exons. Lineage: Eukaryota; Metazoa; Arthropoda; Insecta; Coleoptera; Cerambycidae.